UGCUGGGAAAGCUAUAGCAGUUUGCUGCGGAGUACUUUGAAGUUGACAAGUGGCUCCAGGACGUUUGGUGAUAGCAGUGUCUACUGUGAGUUUGUGUUAGUGGCGACUGAAGGUUAAUAAUAGGCUCUAAGUAGUUUAUAGUAAGGUUGUAUUGUGUGAGAGUCGCUCCCAAGUUGUAGUUAUCACUUGAAGUAUAGUUAAUUAAAUUAGUUGACGUUAGGGAGUGUUUUUUUGUAUUUUUCUGUCGGUUGAAUUAUACCGUAACAAUAUCAAUGAUCUGUGAAACUGGUCUCUGGAGUAAAAAGCGUCAUGAGUUAGGACUUGUUUGGAGCCGCUACAAUAAUGAAAAUCACCUAACAUUCACGUUUCAAAGAAUUUAUUGUAAUAAAUAAUUGAAAGACCUUAAUUACAAUAUGCGAAACCCUAUGUAAAAGCUUAACAGAUAAAAACAAACUAUUACAUCCAAACUAAUUCGAUACAAAUCAAACGUUGUAAAAAUAUUCAAUUAUAUUUUUUAUCGGGAUACUUUUUAACAUAACUAAAAUCCGAUUGCAUAUUUUUUCUGCUUUUCCUGCAAUAAUUACUUAUCUAAAAAUCAACUGUAAAUAGUAUAUACAAGCAAUCUACAUACAAGCUGUAAAAAAGCUAAGAAUUCGACUAAUCAUAUACUGAUUUAAACAAUGAUUAUUACAUUGCCUAAAAUAUGAACAAAGGUCAAAACUAAAGCACCAACAUUUCCAAAGUUUCCUUAUUUAUUGAUAGUUACUGCUUUGUGAAAAAUUGCUUCCUUGCCUCGACAACACGUUAUCGAAGAGUUAAUAAUAAUAUCUUGUGAUUUUUUGCACCCUGUAGUGAGCAUUUUGCUCUUUCUUAUGUACGACCUAUAUACAUGCACAAUAUGGUAAUAAUACUUACACUUCUCUACAUUGUUUCUUAAUUUUUUACAACAGUUUCCAGUUUUUUUUGUACAACUUGUUCUUGCUUACUCACUGUAGCAAGUGUGGCUCGACUUAACUAUUUACAUUUUGUAAGUCACAUAAUUUACUUGUGUUGUUUUUGGAAAACAAACUGAGCUACGAUUUUUAUCGACACGUGGUUUAAGACUAAAUUUUGUUUAACUCUUUUGCUUCAAGAUUAAAAUCUCUUUCCUAAAAAACGUUGCUCCCAUAGGGAGCAAUAAAAUAUUGUAAACGUAUACAUAGUAUACACUUUUUAAACCACCGUACUUUUUUUCACAGAAAAAAGGUACAGAAAGAACGUCUUUUUUUUCUUUUUUUGACACGCCGGAAAACUGUUAAGAAUACAUGAUACAUGUAUUUCUUGCUCGAGAGCAGCUUUUCAAUGAGUUCCACUAUACUUGAGCUGUUUUAAGAUUUUGUGACUAGAUUUGUUAAAAUUUGUAAUGAGAAGUUAUUGUCACAAAGCAAUUUAAAAUUCAGGUAUGCAAUUUUUUUAUAAUUAUAAUGAUUGAAAACGCAUUUUGUAGAUAACAUUCUUAUUAAGGAAAGUGUUCAGUGAUUUCGACUAAUCACAGUCUGAUUUACAAAUUUGGAAAGCCAUUGAAAAACCGCUCUCAGCAUCCGGGAAAAUGUUUGGUUACUUGAUACAAGUUAACUUAUAAUGCUUCAUAGAAGCUACUCUUGACAUCAGUUUCAGGGAACCACGGGAAAUCUGAUGGGGCACUGGGGACAACUUGA
Porites lobata is the source of this 1697-nucleotide messenger RNA. The record is from the annotation of a GenBank genome assembly. NCBI's taxonomy places the organism in Eukaryota, Metazoa, Cnidaria, Anthozoa, Scleractinia, Poritidae.